Molecule: messenger RNA, 371 nt
Organism: Lucilia cuprina (Australian sheep blowfly)
Lineage: Eukaryota; Metazoa; Arthropoda; Insecta; Diptera; Calliphoridae
Exons: 2
Source: RefSeq, a predicted model, not a curated record
AUAUUUACUUCUUGAACUUAAUCUAUAAUUUGUUUUCAAAUAUAUUUUCAGUUGUUAACCAAAAAUAUACAGUACAAGUGCAUGAUGAAUAUGUGAUGGCUGGCAAUACGGCGGUUCUGAAAUGUCAAGUACCAAGUUAUAUGUCAGAAUUCGUUAUGGUCACAGCAUGGGUGCAGGAUACGGGAAUGCAUUUGUAUCCAAAUACCGACAUUGGUGGCAAAUAUACGAUACUGUCGAAUGGAGAAUUGUAUAUAAAUAAUGCAGGACCAAAUGAUGCAUAUAAAAGUUAUACAUGUCGAACAGUAAAUCGUUUAACAGGUAAGAUAAUAUUUUUUUUGGAACAACUAAAUACAAUUCUUAUUCAGUUUUAG